This is a messenger RNA of Musa acuminata AAA Group (dessert banana), 894 nucleotides long. RefSeq names its product NEP1-interacting protein 1-like. The transcript is spliced from 4 exons. The record is from RefSeq and is a predicted model, not a curated record. Lineage: Eukaryota; Viridiplantae; Streptophyta; Magnoliopsida; Zingiberales; Musaceae. Bases 15 to 668 code for a protein of 217 amino acids.
CUAUAUACCACCUUAUGUUGGGCUGCUGCCGUCUCUCUGCGACUCUACCGAGAACUAAAACCAUGGAUCACAUUAGCACUGCUCUACGCACGUUCUCUUCUCCUCUUUCUUUGUCGCGACUAUCUGCUCUUCUCAUCCGUGCCACCCUCACCUGCGUCUUCGCCACAGUGGGAGUGCUCUUGGGAGCCCUGGCCGGCGCCUUGAUCGGCGUAGCGACCGCGAGCGGCGUGGUACGUGGAAGCAUCAGUGGAGCCAUCUCCGGAGCGCUUUCGUCGGUGGAGGUCGUGGAAGACUCUCUUGCUAUAUGGCGAAACAACGGGUCCGGACAAUGGAGCAUCUUGUACUUGCUGUGUGCUCUGAGCGCGCCCUUCUUGGAGGUUCUUGACGACAUCUUCGAGGCUGGCGGCGGUGGCACGAAAGGCAUGCCCAAGGCUUCCGUCGACAAGCUCCCCAAGAUCAACAUCCAUGUGGAGGACUGUGUGGAUGCAAGGAGCGAAAGCAUCAGCUGUGCAGUCUGUCUUCAGGAGUUUCAAGCAGGUGAGGCAGCAAGGACUUUGCCUCAGUGUCAGCACAUAUUCCACUUGCCUUGCAUUGAUAGCUGGCUCAUAAGGCAUGGUUCCUGUCCAUUAUGCAGGCAUAAUUUCUCAGAAGCAUACUUGGUACAGUAGGCAAUGUCUCUAUGUAUAAAAUCUUGAAUACAAGGUUGUUCUCCACAUUGGCUUUCUUCAAGCCAUGCUCAUGUUGCAGUGUUUCAGCAAUAGAACAUGUAUGAAUGAUCCGUACAAAACUGACCUUCUGCUGUGCUGCAGAAAGUGAAGCAUUCAAGAGGCAGAGAAACAGUUGUCUCAUUUCAUGCCUUAAAGAGUCUGAGUCUGCUAUGCUAUAGUUUUGCUC